AUGCAAGAGGAAACGCCAUUGACAUCGCUGAAGGAGGCCGUGCCUGCAGGGCGCAUCGUCGCGCGACUCUCGGCGACGCUGCAGCAGACAGAGCAAGCGUGUGCUGAGCUGUCGCGCCUUGAAAGCCUUCUAUCUUCUCUGUCGUCCGGUGCCGCGGAUCUGGUUCGCGCCUCAACAACGUCGGUUGAUACGGAGAUGGCCGAGCCCUCGCAGAUGACGCGCAACGCAGGUGAACGCACCGAAGAGGUGUAUCCAUCGCUGGAGGCCACGGGUGAGCCCGCUACGAACGAGUCGGAGGUUUGGCGGACCUGGUGCUCAGCAUCGGAGGUCAGCAACGCCUUUCACAGUAGCGGCCUCUCCACAUCUUUCUCCGCCCUGGAGCGAAGCGUCAGCGAUGCUAUGGUGCUUGCACUUCCCUCGAAACUUCAGCGAAUCACAGAGAAAGUGAAGCAGCUGUGCUCUACACUCGGCGAGCGGGCGCGGCGCGCGCGACAGAAGCAGGUUCUUGCUCAGGUUAGGGCACGGUGGACGUGCGAGGCGGUUCGCGCGCUCCAUCAAAUCGCCCACGCCCCUCUAGAGCCGGAGUACGCCGAGGCCGCAAAGCUGUCUCUCGCCGUGCCGUGUGAUCCCCUUUCCUCGGUUCCACAAGAAGCGCACAAUCUUGGAAAGAGUCGCGCGCUCCCUGGAGCUGAUGACGCGGUUUGGUGGGAGUUGCACGCUGGGCUUCACGGCGUGCUGCACCGCACCGUUCUUUCCAGCGCGAGCUCGGCUGUGGGAAAGAACGAGGAAGUUGCGGAGGGCCGUUUAAAGCUACAACGGCAACGCCUGCUCGCCCUACUGGAAGAGAUGACCAUGUGGCUUGUCGACGACACAAGUGCCACUCGCUGA
Molecule: messenger RNA, 888 nt
Organism: Leishmania major strain Friedlin
Lineage: Eukaryota; Euglenozoa; Kinetoplastea; Trypanosomatida; Trypanosomatidae
Exons: 1
Coding region: 1-888 (295 amino acids)
Source: RefSeq, a predicted model, not a curated record